Messenger RNA from Colletotrichum spaethianum, 294 nucleotides. RefSeq lists its product as uncharacterized. The transcript has 2 exons. The record is from RefSeq and is a predicted model, not a curated record. Bases 1 to 294 code for a protein of 97 amino acids. Lineage: Eukaryota; Fungi; Ascomycota; Sordariomycetes; Glomerellales; Glomerellaceae.
AUGAACACCAGCAUCAACGCCGAUCGCGCCGCCCGCUUUGAGGAGCAGCGCAAGAAGAAGAUGAUGGCCCAGUCUCUCGAGUACGGGGACAACGUCCCCGCCCAGCCCGGCUCCGCCACCAGCAUGGGUGGUGAGGCGCGAACCGAUACUGCCGGCUCUCCCAGCCAGGAGUCCAGCUCCGAUCCUGCCCCGACUCGCCACGCGCCGGCCACCGAAUCCGAGAGAGUGUUUGAGAAGAGCAAGUACGAAAGUAGUACACCGUUUAAGAGUCCCAAGGGGGAUCGCUUCUCGUAG